AUGGCCUCUGCCCGUGCCACCAUGCGGUAUGCCCCGGGCGUCGCCAUCGCCGUCGCGCCGCUCCUCAUCGCCACGGCCUCCGCCGCUGAGACAGGCGAGGCCGACCCGGACACCGCGCGCGACAACCAGAGGAUCGUCCUGGACUGCACGAUGAGGUGCGUGACCGAGGCGAUGGGCUGCGCCACGAGGUGCGCGGGCGCGCGCCCCGACGAGGCGCCCGUGUGCGCCGCGGCCUGCGUCCAAAGCGACAUCGGCUGCCUCGCCGGCUGCAGGCCGCCGCAGCCUGGGCCUGAUCACUCGUCUCCGCCCGCGCCCGUGCCACCAGCCGCGUGA
Miscanthus lutarioriparius is the source of this 333-nucleotide messenger RNA. Lineage: Eukaryota; Viridiplantae; Streptophyta; Magnoliopsida; Poales; Poaceae. The record is from the annotation of a GenBank genome assembly.